This is a messenger RNA of Gloeophyllum trabeum ATCC 11539, 521 nucleotides long. RefSeq lists its product as uncharacterized. The record is from RefSeq and is a predicted model, not a curated record. The transcript has 3 exons. Lineage: Eukaryota; Fungi; Basidiomycota; Agaricomycetes; Gloeophyllales; Gloeophyllaceae. The coding region runs from base 189 to 428 and encodes 79 amino acids.
UUCAUUUCGUAGUCCUGCCUACCCUAAUCACAUAGGUACCCUCCUGCCACACUCUGCCACACCGGCAUUUCCUUCACCAAACAGAGUCCCCCCGCUGCCUUUCCACCCGUCCAGGGACACUGCCGACUCCACGCGCAAAGGGUGGGCGUUCUGACGGGAAUCGAGAGUGGCGGGACGCGAGCGGCGGGAUGGUCCUCCCAUCCUCUCGCCGCCCAUUUAGGGUUAGGGUUCGUGAUCAUCAUUCAAUACCGAGCCCCCAACUACAUACACCCCGCGCACAGGAUUUCGAUCCGCCCCUAUAUCGAUGUCCCGCUUCGAAAGCAAACCCUCCCACUCUCGACAGCUACGGCACUGACUCCUAUCGAUCCGAACAGUCCACGCCACCAACCGCUCCCCCGGACGUCGAUCUAUCCCUACAUCACCGCUGAAAAAGCCUCCUUCCCGUUCCGACCACCUCCUUAACCUCUUAACCAUCUAUUGUCGCUCGCCGGAUCGUGAUACGGCAUACGUCGCUACAUCGC